Molecule: messenger RNA, 391 nt
Organism: Chilo suppressalis (striped riceborer)
Lineage: Eukaryota; Metazoa; Arthropoda; Insecta; Lepidoptera; Crambidae
Source: the annotation of a GenBank genome assembly
UAACUUGCAGGAAGUCACGAUCAACACCAUGAGUUGCCCCCCUCCCACCCCCAACCCGUGCACGCCGACAUGCCCCCCGCCCGCCCCUGCACCCCCCUGCCGCACUAAACCAAUCAUGCGAGGGCUACAUAUGGCACAAACCAAGUCUGUGCUGAUCCAAGCGAUACUGCUCUCAUUCUCCGCUGGGGCAUUGUGGUACUACUUUGGUGCCUUGCCGAGGAGGGCGGCUUAUAAGGAUUACUAUGCAAAGGGAGAAUUUGAGGAUUGGGCCGAUGAAAUGGCCCGGAAAGGAAUAUUCCAAUCUGUGCCAAAAGGAUCAUCACAUGACAAAAAACAUGACAAGUGAAUUUCAAACACUCAUAUUGAAUUUUAAUAAAUGUUUUAAAGAAAG